Molecule: messenger RNA, 3564 nt
Organism: Erythranthe guttata (spotted monkey flower)
Lineage: Eukaryota; Viridiplantae; Streptophyta; Magnoliopsida; Lamiales; Phrymaceae
Source: RefSeq, a predicted model, not a curated record
AUUUGAUUCACAAUGCGAUUGCUGUUAAUUGCUGUUCGGAGAUUGUUGCACGUGGUGAAUUGCUCCUCUGCUGCUGCACUGUGACGAUAAUGGGGUGUAGUGGUUCGAAAGCGGAGGACCUGCCGUUGGUGGUACGCUGCCGCGAGAGGAGGGAAUUCAUACGCGCCGCCGCGAACCACCGCUACGCGCUCGCGGCUGCUCACGUAUCCUACUUCCGAUCACUCAAGGACGUUGGGGAUGCGCUUCGGAAAUUCGUGGACGAAGAGCUCGUUGCUGCUUCACAAUCUCCUUCUCCCUCCUCCUCCUUCUCCUCGCCGUCGUUGAUCCUGCCGCCGUCUUCGAGGAAGAAACGCGGCGGCGCCGACGAGUCUUCCCUGCAUUUACACGACGACGACGACGAGGCCUCGCAUAUACACCUCUCGGAUUCUUCCUCCUCCGACGUCGAUUCCGACGAUUACUUACAUCUCCAUCACAAUCACAAUGACAAUCAUCAUCACGGACAUAAAUCAGGAGACGAUACGCAUCGACAUCAUACAAAUCAAAAAAACUUCAACGACGAAGUAAGGCAUUUGCACAACGAGGCGGAAUCUUCCUCCCACUACCCUCGUAGUGGGCCCAACGGGUACGGAAACGAAUUUGGGGAUGGAUUGGCUAACGACCCGUAUAGAAACCCGUAUUCGAACCCGUAUUCGUAUCCUUACCCGUACCAGCCCCCGCCUUAUGUAAACCAGUGGGACCCACAGGGGUUGCCGCCACUGCAGCAGCAGCAGCAGCCGCCGGUGCAGCAGCCCUGGUAUUACUCGGGUAAUUCGAAUAUGUACUACAUGAAGAAAUCUGCUCCGGCGGCGAAAACUGUUGUUCAGGAGCCUCCAUCAGAGACCACUUACGGUUACUCAGAUUCAUAUUGGAAUCCUUCGUAUGGGGAUGCUGGUUAUGGUAGUAAUUAUGGGUAUUUUCCGGUGGAGAAUAAUUCUACUGUGAAAACGAAUUCAGUUAAAGAAGUACCGCCUCCACCUUCACCCAAGGCAUCUGCGUGGGAUUUUUUCGACCCGUUUAAUGGUGGGUUCGAGAACGGGUACCCUAGUUACUACACGGGUGUGAAAUACGGGUACGGGUCGAAUCCCAGCAGCCCCGAUUCGAGUGAGGUGAGGGAGAUGGAGGGGAUUCCUGAUUUGGAGGAAGAAACGGAGAGUGAGGUGUAUAAAGAAGUUCUCAAGACGAACAGAAUGAAAGUUGAUUCGAGGAAGACUCCAGUUAGAGCAAUGCCGGUGAAUAAAAAACAAAAUAAAAAGAGCGAGGGUAAUGCAAGAACCGUGCCGCCGCCCAAUAAUUCAAGAACCGUGACACCGCCCAAAAACGAGACUAGUUCAAGAUCAGUGCCGUUGAACAGAAAAGGCGAGAGCAAAUCGAGCAAAUCGAGACUGGGCCCACAUCGUAAAAGUGAGAGUAGUUCCAAAUCAUUGCCUUCUUGGAGUAGUGAGGAGAUUGAGAAACCAUCUAUGCCACCACAGUAUAAUGUGCCACCUCAGCAGCAUAGUGAGAAGAGCAUGGAAAUGCCAAUGUCGCCCGCGUAUAGCAAAGGAACAUCGAGGGUAGAUCAGUCAAUUGAUAUGGAAGAAACUGCAGGUUCGGUGAGUUUGACGGAUGAGAAAAGUAGCCCGGAAAAUGUGGUGUUGAAGAGUGUGGACGAGGGUUCUGUGAAGAAGAAAGGGGUGACUUUUGAGGUGGAGGAGUCUUCGAAGCAGGACGGCGAAUCUUCCAUGAUGAGUAGCUUGUCUCUGCUGUCAACGCAUGGCAAUCGGGAUUUGCGUGAGGUUGUCGCCGAAAUUAGAGACGAAUUCGAGACUGCUUCUAGCUAUGGGAAAGAAGUUGCUAUGAUGCUUGAGGUUGGAAAGAUGCCUUAUCAGCCUAGCCUCGUUAAAGUAAUUCUGUCCAGGAUGUUCUACCUUGUAUCUCCUUCACUGUUAUUAUGGGACCCGCCACCAAUGCAAUCUGCGAAUUCAUCUUCCGACACAACAAAGUCAGCAAAAUCUUACUUUGAAGAUGUUGGCAAGGAUGUUGACUCAAAGGCUUGUAACCUUUCAUCCAUUUUGGACAAGCUGUACGCUUGGGAGACAAAGUUGUACAAGGAAGUAAAGGAUGAAGAAAGACUUCGGAUAAUGUACGAGAAGCAGUGCAAGAGGCUAAAGUACUUAGACGAGGAAGGAGCUGAGUCAGCAAAGAUUGAUGCAACUCGAGCUUCGAUUAGAAGAUUACUAACAAAGCUCGAUGUUAGUAUUAGGGCAAUUGAUGCCAUUUCGAUGAGGAUACAUAAGUUGAGGGAUGAAGAAUUGCAACCCCAAGUUGCUUCGUUGAUUCACGGGUUGACUCGAAUGUGGAAGUCAAUGCUCAAGUGCCACCAGAAGCAGUUCCAAGCAGUAAUGGACAGCAAAAUGCGCAAGCUCAAAGCAAACACGCGGGACCCACAAACAGACCCAACAACACGGGCCACCACCGAGCUCGAACGGGAGCUCCUCGCAUGGUCCCUCCGCUUCAAAGAAUGGAUCAGAUCCCAAAAAUCCUACGUGGACUCGUUGAACAACUGGCUCCUCCACUGCCUCCACUACGAGCCCGAACAAACCUCCGAUGGGCCCGCCCCGUACUCACCGGGCCGGAUCGGCGCCCCGCCCAUUUUCGUAAUCUGCCACGACUGGCACGAGGCAAUGGACGCAGUCUCUGAAGCAAAAGUCGAAAACGCAAUGAACAGUUUCGCAACGAGGUUGAGGCAGCUAUGGGAGAAGCAAGACGAAGAGGGGCGGCAGAGGGUAAAAGCGGAAUUUCUCUCAAAGGACUAUAAAAAACAUCUUAAUGCACAUCAAAUGGAAAAAGAAGAUACAUUGUCCGUGGUUCAAUCUGAAAAUGGAGUGUCGCCGUUGGACGAUCUUAAAGUUGACUUGGAUUCGAUGAGAGAGAAACUGGCUGAGGAGAGAGUGAAGCACAAAGAUGCUAUGAAAUUAGUGCACGAUGCAGCUUCGAGUAGCUUACAAGGCGGUUUGGUUCCGAUUUUCAAGGCGUUGGAGAGUUUUACUUCGGAAGCUUUAAAAGCACACGAACAUGUUCGAUUACAGCAUCCUCGCCCGAGCUAACGAUCGAAAUGCUUUUCUUAUUUUCAACUGAUAUUAAAUUAAACAUUUAGGAAAUGUAAAUUAUGCAGGUGUUUACAUUAGAGAGAAGAUACGAGGAAAAUUCCGGUGUCCGUAUAACGAACGAGCUUCUUCAACACCGGAAAAAAAAGGAUGGCAGAAGGCAAGUUGUGUACAGAAGAUAUUCAUUUAUUUGUUGAUUUUUGUUUUCCUUUUUUUUAGUUGGGCUGAAACAUUAUUGCAGUAGAGUAAUCUUUUUUUCAACAUGAUGUUUAUUUUAGGGGUAUUUAGGGAAUUUUAUUAUUUGUUUAGUUUAGGUGCGUAGGAAUUAUAAUUCGUUGUUUAUGAGAAUUUUGGAAUGGCCAAAUAAUUUUGUGACAGGAAAAUUAAUAUGUGGAAAAAAUAUUUUGUGACGUGGAAAAGAGAGGCAUCAUUUGUGAUA